CCCGCCCUGCUUCUUCCACAAGAGGGCAGAUUUCCCUGAGACUCCGGAAGUUCUGCCCUUCGACGCUUCCCACUCCUGGCACAUCCUCAGUCAAGAUGGCGAUGUCGUUAGCUGUACGUUCCUUACUGCUGCCGAGGCCGCGGCGUCUCUGGGCUUUAUCCAACAAGUUCCUGCCCCAGAGGCCCAUAAAUUUUGGUGUGAACAGAUUAAGAAGCACACAAACAGCUGCACAAGUAGUUUUAAAUGUUCCUGAGACAAGAGUAACAACUUUGGAAAAUGGACUCAGGGUAGCCUCUGAAGACUCUGGGCUCUCAACAUGCACAGUUGGGCUUUGGAUUGAUGCUGGAAGUCGAUAUGAAAAUGAGAAGAAUAAUGGAACAGCUCACUUUUUGGAACAUAUGGCUUUCAAGGGCACCAAAAAAAGAUCACAGUUAGAUCUGGAGCUUGAGAUUGAGAACAUGGGUGCUCACCUCAAUGCCUACACAUCCAGAGAGCAAACAGUAUAUUAUGCCAAGGCCUUCUCAAAAGAUUUGCCAAGAGCUGUAGAAAUUCUUGCUGAUAUAAUACAAAAUAGUACAUUGGGAGAAGCUGAAAUUGAACGUGAACGAGGUGUUAUUCUCCGAGAGAUGCAGGAAAUUGAAACCAAUUUGCAAGAAGUUGUUUUUGAUCAUCUUCAUGCUACCGCCUAUCAAAAAACUGCUCUUGGGCGAACAAUAUUAGGACCAACAGAAAAUAUCAAAUCUAUAAAUCGUAAAGACUUAGUGGAAUAUAUAACAACACAUUAUAAGGGUCCAAGGAUUGUGCUUGCUGCUGCAGGAGGAGUGUCUCACGAUGAACUGCUUGACUUAGCAAAGUUUCAUUUUGGUAAUUCUUUGUCACGAUGUGAAGGAGAAAUACCAGCUUUGCCUGCCUGCAAAUUUACAGGAAGUGAGAUUCGUGUGAGGGAUGACAAAAUGCCUUUGGCACACAUUGCCCUUGCUGUUGAAGCAAUUGGUUGGUCUCACCCAGACACAAUCUCUCUCAUGGUGGCAAAUACUCUGAUUGGCAACUGGGAUCGCUCUUUUGGAGGAGGAAUGAAUUUGUCUAGCAAGCUUGCCCAGAUAGCCUGUCAUGGAAAUCUAUGUCAUAGCUUCCAGUCCUUCAACACUUCCUACACAGAUACAGGACUGUGGGGACUCUAUAUGGUUUGUGAACCAGCCACUGUUGCAGACAUGAUACACUUCGCUCAAAGAGAAUGGAUGCGGCUUUGUACAAGUGUCACUGAAAGUGAAGUUGCCCGAGCUAAGAAUCUUCUGAAAACAAACAUGCUACUGCAGCUUGAUGGUUCAACUCCAAUCUGUGAAGAUAUUGGUCGACAAAUGUUAUGUUACAAUCGGAGAAUUCCCAUUCCUGAGCUUGAAGCAAGAAUUGAUGCUGUUGAUGCCCAGAAUAUUCGAGAUGUGUGCACAAAAUACAUUUACGAUAAACACCCUGCUGUAGCUGCUGUUGGUCCCAUUGAGCAACUACCGGAUUAUAACAGAAUUUGCAGUGGCAUGCAUUGGCUUCGAGAAUAAGAAGAUUUUAAUCAAAAGACUUUGAAAAUGUUAUUUGUAAAGCUAGGGAAAUUCAGGUUGUCCAUCAAAAAAGUAUCUGCAACCUAGUAGGAAAAUGUGAGGUGGUAUUUGUCACUUUUUAAAAAGGUGAUUACAAAAUAAGCAAACCUUUUGGCUCUUUCAGUUGGAGACUAUGGGGUUUUUUGGUAAUGGGUAAAAAGUAAGGAAAGUGAUCGCCACCAGCUGCUGUUUCUGUUUGAGGAAUUAUCAGUAAGCUAAAAGCACAAAUUCCACACUAGUAGAGUUUAUAAGUUUAAGAAUGAAAAUUUAUACAGUAUUUGCAGUUUUAUUAUAAAAACAAACACAACAAAGAUUGUCAACUUUAGUCAUUUCUUGGUGCGACACGCAUUCAUCACUUGUUCUUGAGCAGCUUUUUUUGCUUUUACCAUUUCAACAAGUUCCUGGAGGAAAAGGAAGAAAGGUUAAUGAAAAGGUUGAACUUUAAAGCUGCUUCUGUUUAAGAAUAUCAAAAUCAGAGAAAUACUUAAUCUAAGAACUUGUCAGGGAGAUUUUGUUUACCUUUUUGUGAGGAUAGUAUGGAAUAUUGUUUAGAUUUUUACAUCUAUUGUUCACAAUCUCCAAAAGGAUCAUUUGAGUAAAUGCAAAUAAAAGGAUCUGUAGUUAGCAGAUUAAGAUAUAGAUUUAUAGGUAAAAUAAGUUUUACUCUGUAGCAUAAACAUCUUUUUCUUUUAAAAAAUCAAGAAAUGUUUAUUUAAAUGUCUAUUGUGAUAGUCCCUCUGUGGCUUUAAAGAUGACAACUUGAAUGGCAAUGGCCAAUCUUAUAUUGACAAGCCACUGAUAGUCUUUGGCAGGCCAUCUAAUAUGUGAAAGCUUAUGCUGUGCUGGCAUAGUCUUGGGAAGUCAGGGUUACCUUUUUAACCACAAGGAGACACUGGAAAAGGACUUUUUUUUUAGAGAAAUAGUUUCUGGAAGGUAGCACUUUGUGACAUAAUGUUCUUCCUAAUAGUGCAACCUUCCUUAUAGUGCAACCAUCCCCCAAAGUCUGUUGUGAGUUAAUGUUAUUUUAAUCAUAAACGACCUGUCUUUGUAAUGACUUUUCAUUUUUACAAGACAGAUAACAGUUAUGUAAUUUAACUUGGAAUAAAAUUUGUCAAUUACUGAGUUAAUGUAUGCAUAUAUAUACACAACCUUAUAUCGUUUCAUACAGUCCUUUUUUGAUCGGCCAGGCACUGUAGAAGCUAUUUUUUCCCAUCUCUCAGGUGUAUUCACUGGAUAUGUCUUCAGAGCUUGUUCCAAAAGUUUUUGUUCUUCUGUUGUCCAAGGUAUGAAAUCUGUACAUAGACCUAAAAAAAGUUAUUUGCAAAACCUGACAGUAUGAGUCCUACUACUAUUGACUAUUUGAUGAAAUAGUCAGACUCAUAGAUUCAUCUCCUAGAAUAAUUUAUUUAUUAAAAAUACUAUUUACAUUUUUAUAUGUGCAAUUAUAAAUAAAAACAUUUUUGACUUGC
Molecule: messenger RNA, 3061 nt
Organism: Monodelphis domestica (gray short-tailed opossum)
Lineage: Eukaryota; Metazoa; Chordata; Mammalia; Didelphimorphia; Didelphidae
Gene: PMPCB
Product: peptidase, mitochondrial processing subunit beta
Cellular component (GO): mitochondrion
Molecular function (GO): metal ion binding; metalloendopeptidase activity
Source: RefSeq, a predicted model, not a curated record